AGGCACCCUAAGAUGCUUAUGUUAAACUACUCGACGAUUAAACGACGCUGUUCUGCGCCUGAGUUGUGUUGUGAUAAAGUGUAAAACUGACAUAAAAGUGAAUAAUGAGCGCGUACUUACAGGUCGCAGAAGAUGAAGGAGAAGAACCCAUAGAACUCCCUACCGAAGAUGAUAGUACAUUAUUGCUUUCAACGCUAGCAGCUCAGUUCCCUGGUACCUGCGGUCUCAAGUAUCGGAAUCCAGAAUCCCGGACAAUGAGAGGCGUUCGACUCGUAGAAGGAAGGUUACACCCUCCAGAGAAUGGCUGGGGAACAGGGGUGUAUUACUGCGUGUUUCCUAAAGAAAACAAGAGAAAAUCUGAUGAUCAUUUGGAAAAUUCUACAGCAAAAACAAAAAGAAUGGAGACAAAAUUAAAGUGUUCGGAUCUCAUAGUGCUCGGAUUACCUUGGAAGACGACCGAACAGCAGUUGCGAGAAUAUUUUGAAUCCUUUGGCGAAGUACUUAUGGCACAGGGGUGUCUAUCACAGUGUCUUCCAUAUGGGAGUCUGCACGAUGUUCAAACAACGGUGAAGAAAGAUCCCAAAUCUGGCCAGUCAAAAGGUUUUGGAUUUAUCCGUUUUGGAAACUACGAUUCACAGAUGCGUGUUUUAGCACAGAGGCAUAUGAUUGAUGGGAGGUGGUGUGAUGUGAAGAUCCCAAAUUCAAAGGAGGGGCAGGUUCAGCAAGUUCCAUGUAAAGUGUUUGUUGGACGGUGCACUGAAGAUAUGCAGUCGGAUGACUUGCGUGAGUAUUUCUCCAAAUUUGGGGAAGUAACUGACGUCUUCAUCCCAAAACCAUUUCGUGCAUUUGCUUUCGUCACCUUCUUGGAUCCAGAAGUGGCUCAGAACUUGUGUGGUGAAGACCACAUAAUCAAAGGAGUCUCGGUACAUGUGAGCAACGCGGCACCGAAAACGGAUCCAAACGGUCGCUCUUAUGGGGGCAGAGGCCUCGGAUCUCGGGAGCCGAAGAACUUGGCAGGCCCUUUCGGGGGAGCGGCAGGAGCUGCGCACCACUAUCACCAUCCUGGCGGUCCGGGAGGAGGUGGUGCAGGUGGUGGCGGAUGGAACCGGGCUGGCCCAGGACCAGGAGGCAGGGCUCUAGACAUGCCCAAUCUCCAAGCAUUGGGUAUUACAGGACAGGCCGGUGGCCCAGCUGCAGGUGGGGCUGGUCAAAAUGUUGCCAAUCCACUAGGCAUGGGUGCAUUGAACCUCGGAGCCGUAACUGUCAAUCCUGCACUGGUGGCUGCAGCUCUCAAUCAGGCGGGCUGGGGUCUCAUAGGCAAUUUACAAGGUGGCCAGGCUCCAGGACCUGGGCCAGGGGGUGCCGCAGAGGGAGGCCCGGGUCCGGCAGCAUUCGGUCAGCCUGGAGCUCCGGGAUUUGCUGGAGCACCAGGUGGACCAGGGCCGGGCCCUGCACCUCAGCAAGGAGCUGCACCCCCUGCUGCAGGAGCGCAAGCUGGAGGUAGUUUUCUCAGUUGGAUGAGCCAAGGUACUCCCACUGGGGGAACCGACGCCAGUCAAACUGGCAGUGCUCCUGGUACGAGUACCCCCCAGCAGCCUGGUCCAGCCCCUGGGUCGUGGCCUCAAAGAGGCAACAAGGAAGGCUACCUGAAAUAUGAAUAGGCAGGUAAAAGCAAAGUGGAGAAAAAUGUGCUGUCAGGUCCUUAACACUUUCCAACACAAGGACAAUGCUUUCUUUAUUUACAAAAUGCUUUCUUAACUGAUGUGAAUCAUUUUAUAUUCUUAAGGUAAGUCAUGUCAUUCUGAAAAGUGCUUGCCCACUUUGGUCAUUGGUGCUUCUGUGACUGCCGCGAAAUUUUAGACUUGUGCUUCCUAGGUUUUUCAUCUGAAGUCAUGCCAGUUAUUUCUGAUUACUAAGAUAGAUACUGAACAUAGGAAAACCUAUAUUUGUGAAAUACAACAUUUAAAUGUGCAUCUCAGACCUCUGAAAGAAAAGUCAUUUAUCCAGCACAAUUGAAGUAAGAUGAUUGUGUUUGUAUUCAGUGUCCAGAAUCCCAAAAAUAUUCUUCCUCUCCCUCAAAUCUUUCUACUGUCAUCAUCAUCAGUAAAGAUAGGGAACUCGUAGCACAGUGUGACAUUGUUAAUACUUUGUAGUAUGAAGUGAACAUGGGUUUAUGAAAUCGAGUGUUGGCAGAAUUAUAAAAUUUUUAACUUUCUGUGCUCAGAAAAGUUUUGUUCUUUCUGUUUGUAGAACCUUGCCAUUUUGUAAUGGAUAUCAGGUCAGUCCUUGUUUUAAUUGUUAAAAUUUUGAUAACUUUUGUUCAUGCAUUACUUCAUCUCAGUACUGGCAUCAGGUAAUCACGAAUUGAGCUGAAUAGCUUAUAUAUGUACAUGCUUCACAGAGGGUUUCUUGUUUUGUUGAGUUCAGUGUUGGGUCAGAUUUUUGUUUCUCCUUUGGUAAACUUAUUUCUGAAACUUACACAAUAAUUCUGCAUCUGACUUUGUAUGUACAUCUGACGAUAAAAUGAGUUCCCAUGAGAUGUAUUGUGAGUAACAGAAAUCUCAACAAGCUGAUUAUUUCUCAUUUCACUUAGUUACUUUGUUUCCAGAAUUUUGAUCACUAUAAUACAUAAUAUGGUCUUUUAGAAUUACUUGUAGCCAAUGUAGUCAUUUGUGAUAUUUCAUCAGAAAUGAAGGCAGAGGGAUUAAAAAUGACAUCAUGUAAGAAGUGUGUUGAUAUCAAGUUGUAGUAAUUACUUUGCAGACUGUUUUAUGUAAAUUACUAAUAUUUUGUAAACUGUAGUUGACUUUCACUCUGAAUUUCCAUUGAUAGUGUAUAUAUUUCAACCUAUUCCUAAUAUUGUCAACAAGAAAUGGAUCAUUUUGCUCGAGAAAUUGAGGAAAUUAAGUUUUCUUAUCAUAUAUUUUUAUAAUUAAAUGACAGCAUUAUAAAAAUAUCGCGAUAGAUAUUUUAUAUGAUUACUAAUUACAGUUUACUUCUUGUUAAAGACUUCAGUUCAUUAGCCUUACGGCUUCCUCUUUCUCUAUAUUACAGUCUCUCAAAAAUGUCUACAGUUGCCAUGUUUUAAAAUCAAAGCACAAAAUAAAAAUUAUAGGCCAUUAUUUGUUUUCACACUUGUAUGACAUUUGAAUGCAAAUGGCCAUGUAGUGUGCUGGGCCAAUGGAAUUAAUGAUAAGGUCUAUCAUUGGCAACAUAAUGUGUCUCAGUUAUAUGCUGCGGGCAAGGGGGUGGGGUGUAAAGUGUUAGCAAGGCAAAAUUAUCAAACUGAGAGAAGAAUGUAGAAAUAGUAUGAAAAAUACUGUUGCACUGUUUUGUUUGAAUGUUGGAAAAGAAAAUACGAAUUGAGAAAAAAAAAAACAUUACCUCCUCUGUAUGUAAUAUAACUCUCUUUAAUUAUCUAUACAGGGUGGUCAGAAAAUGUCUGAAACACUUGUCGUGAUGUUGUAGGGCAGAUUGUACUGAGACAUAAAUGUUAAGAAAAAAAUGUGAUACGUUGCGCCGUUUCCGAGUUAUUUAGUGUAGAAUUUAGCCAAUCGGGGCAUCGUGUGCUCACAUUCAAGCGGCCUGCCAUGGGCGGUGUUGCCCAACAAGUGCUUUGUCUCGUUAGCUGAAACUUGAAUUUACGCACGCGACGAUCUGAUUGGCUAACUUCAAUGCUAAAUGACUCGGAAACGGCGCAAUGUAUCGCAUUUUUUUUCUUAACAUUUAUGUCUCAGUACAACUUUCCCUACAUCACUACAAGCGUUUCAGACAUUUUCUGACCACCCUGUAUAUCGGACAGGUAGUACAAGUGAGGGAUGUAUAGGAAGAGGGAUAUAUUCUGGACACUGGAAGCAUAUGUACCUUAGAUCAGAGAACCCUUCCCCACUCUCUCUCUCUCUCUCUCUCUCUCUCUCUCUCUCUCUCUCUCUCUCUCUCUCUCCCCUUCUCCCUCCCCCACUUCCCCCUCCCACCACCAACCCAUUUCCCACUUGUCUUUCCUCUCUUCAGUCUCCCAUCUCCAGCACUCUCAGCCUCUCCCUCAUUCCUUCUGACCAUGUUGUAAGUCCUGUGACUGGCUUGACUGAAAUUUGUUUAGGUCAGUUUAUCAUAUAUUCUGGUCAUUUAAUAUUGUCUGUCUGUUAAUUCCAGUCUGACUAAUUGACCUCUCCCUCAUAGUAUUGGGAAUGAACUCAAGUGUGUUAUGAGUCUAAUGUGGCAAUAACGGUUGCUGUAAAGAUGAUAUUAAUUAGGUGUUCAGAGUGGUUCCCAUUCCCCAAUCCUCCUCCUCUCCCCCCCCCCCCCCCC
Molecule: messenger RNA, 4308 nt
Organism: Schistocerca cancellata (South American locust)
Lineage: Eukaryota; Metazoa; Arthropoda; Insecta; Orthoptera; Acrididae
Product: TAR DNA-binding protein 43-like
Exons: 5
Coding region: 105-1661 (518 amino acids)
Biological process (GO): regulation of gene expression
Cellular component (GO): nucleoplasm
Molecular function (GO): RNA binding
Source: RefSeq, a predicted model, not a curated record